ACAUGCGUAAUUUUAAACAGUCAAUCUUGGUUCUAUGUCUACUAGUGUCAGUGAUUUUAUCCGAAGCCAAACACGUUCAUAUCAGAAACGACAUCGGUGAAAAUAUCGACCUAAUGGUGCAUUGCAAGUCGAAAAACGACGACCUAGGCGACCACUUACUUCAUCCCCAAGAAACUUAUGAGUUUGCAUUUACACCAAAUAUUUUCGGAACUACGUUGUUUUUUUGUGGUUUUACAUGGGCAGGACAGCCCAAAUUUUUUAAUAUUUACGAUGAUCGCGCACAUAGUAGUUCAUGCGGAGAUUGUUACUGGGCAGUGCAUGUUGACGGACCGUGCUUGCUGAAGAAUGAUUUCGGUGAGAUUGAUACAUGUUAUAAGUGGAACAGUCCGUGAAAAUGUGCAUUUGGUUUCUUAUUCUUGAUCAAUCUAUGUACGAAA
Mercurialis annua (annual mercury) is the source of this 437-nucleotide messenger RNA. Its product is annotated as S-protein homolog 3-like. The record is from RefSeq and is a predicted model, not a curated record. Bases 3 to 392 code for a protein of 129 amino acids. The transcript has a single exon. NCBI's taxonomy places the organism in Eukaryota, Viridiplantae, Streptophyta, Magnoliopsida, Malpighiales, Euphorbiaceae.